Messenger RNA from Peniophora sp. CBMAI 1063, 3603 nucleotides. NCBI's taxonomy places the organism in Eukaryota, Fungi, Basidiomycota, Agaricomycetes, Russulales, Peniophoraceae. The record is from the annotation of a GenBank genome assembly.
AUGGCGGAGCGGGCUUCGGUUCGGAAUACUGCUAAUCGGGCUCCUGCACCUCCACCAUUACUGACAUUUCUGGCUUUUCUCGCAAGCCUAGGAGGCUCGGGUAGUAUCCCCGAUAUUCCUAACGCUCAGAUAGUACAAGAUGCUCCGGCGGUCAUGGAUACCCCACCAGCACCGGAGAUACCGCUCCCAAGUGGCCCCAAUGCGGUUGCUCCUGAUGAGGCUGGGAUUAACAAGCCUCCACCCUCGAACCCGAUGAGGAGUUGCUGUGGAAGUAGGAAGAAUGGGAGGCGGUUGGUUGUUUGCAUUGAUGGGACCUCGAAUCAAUAUGGUGAUAAGAACACGAACGUCAUAGAGCUGUACCGCCUGAUCCGCAAGGGGGAAGGUGACAAUCAGCUCACUUACUACAACAGCGGUAUUGGAACAUAUGCCCAGCCGUCGUCGAAGACGUGGUCGUAUUAUAAAAGAACGAUUGGUCACAAGCUCGAUCUCGCUAUCGCAUGGAACUUCGAGCGCAUUCUCCUUGGCGCGUACCACUGGUUAUCCGAGAAUUAUAGGGACGGAGACUGCAUAUUCUUGUUUGGCUUUUCGCGGGGCGCGUAUCAAGUCCGCACACUCUCCGCAAUGAUACGCAAGGUCGGGUUGAUUCAUCGGGGUAACGAGGCGCAAAUUCCAUUUGCCUAUCAGUUAUAUGCCGAUCCUGAGAGUGACUUGGUUCAUCCUCCUGCUAAGGACAUUGAAGAUCCGGAGGCGUCUAUUCCACGGGAGUCGUCUGCUGCAACUUUCAAGACGACAUUCUCCCGUGAGGUCAAGGUCCACUUUGUCGGCGCAUGGGAUACGGUGUCAUCGAUUGGGGUGGUACGUGCCAGAAAACUCCUCCCCGAGACAAUCGAUGGUAUGACGCACGUCUGCUUCUUCCGGCACGCAUUGGCUCUGGACGAGCGUCGAGUCAAGUUUCUGCCAGAGUACGCAAAUGGUGGCGCUGGACCUUCCAAGUCACAGCUAGAGCCGGUUUCGGACGAAUCUCAACCACACACGAAGGAGGUGUGGUUUGCGGGGACACAUUCGGACGUAGGUGGUGGAAAUGAAGAGAACAAGAGCCUCAAUCGCACUCGCCCUUCUCUGAGAUGGAUGUUCUCUGAGGCCUCCGCCGCUGGGCUUCGCUUUGAUCACUUCAUACGCAACUCUGAGGAUAUCGAUGACAUCAAGAUCGGGAAGGAGUCUCUCACCCUUGUAUGGAGGGUAUUCGAGCAUGCGCCCUUCCGUCGCCUGACAUACGGCGAGCGGAAAGGUGGAGGGCGCUGGAUAGAUAAUCGAUGGGGACUUGUCGAAAUUCUCGUCCUGCUCGUAUGGAAAUUGGUUGAGUUGCUUCUCAACCUCCUUCACUUCUUGUGGAAGCUUGUCACCAUGGACAAGCGUGGGCUCCGCGCGGGUUGGUCUGUAUUCCGGCCCUUGACAAGUCUGGCUCAGCCGACCAGUGUCGAUGAUCAGAAGGCAGAGGGCUGGCGAGCAAACAAGACAACCUCUUGGCCACAUCGUGGCAAGGGACGCGUCAUUCAGUUUGGCCAGCGAAUCCAUACCUCGGUCUGGCGUUCGAAGAAUCUCAGCACGGUCGUUGCCGAGAAUCCCACUGGCGCACCAGAGUCGAACGUCAUGAAGACUUCGAUGUCUGCCACAAUGUCCCGCUCGGUUCUCUCUCGCCUAACCUUUUGGAGCCAGUCGCAGACGAUGUACACGCCAAGCGCGUACUUGCCUUCGGAGCCAGAGUUUUGGCAGAAGAUAAGGCAACCGGAUACGGCGCUCAUCGGCACGGCGGAUGAAUGGAAAGACUGGAGGGAGGUGGAUCUGUACGAUUCGAUUCCUGACCUGUUCCGACAGUACAUCGCCCACCCCGCGGUCGACCCUAACGACGAUUCACAGCGGACACAACUGGCAAUGAUGAGCAUACAUGCCAAAUCAGUGGAGGGCCGCGACGUGUUGCUUCGUGGGCUACACGGGCUUCUAAGCGACCAUGCCAGGCCCAUAGCAGUAGAUAUUCUGUGUAGUGUCUUGGCGAUCCUCACCCGGGCCGGGACGAGGGCGAAGGACUCCUCGCCUCUUGAACUGUGGCCUCAUAUAAUACACCGCUUACCUGCAGAAGCCACGGACGACCAACGCCAGACCAUCCGGCUUUUCAUGGAGAACUUAGCAGACGGUCCAGACAAUCAUUUAUCGUAUAUAUUCCAACAAUACGUCGGCUACGAUAGCAAGAUAGAGAGCGAUGUCACACAACACCGUCAGCUUGAUGCGAUACGCUUCUAUGCAAGCUUAGCGGAUACGCGGCAAAUGCUCUUUGACGAGUUAAAGAAGUGCUUGCAACUCGCACCGUCCAACGAAGAUCCCACGCCUGCCCACAUCGACAGUAGUAUUCUCUGCAGCGUUUUAAGCGCAAUCCUGGAGAGAUCUUCUGGCCGCCCCGAUGAGAUGCUGGGACAAUACAGGACAGUACGAUCGCAGAUCUUGCGCCAUAUCGGGGACUCGGCAAGUCAAGAAGAUCUUCAGAUCGUACAGCGCUUUGUGGGACAUUUCUCGGAUUUGGUUUGGCGAAGUCUGAGCAAUCAGACUGUCCCUGUCUGUUCCGUUACGUUUUCGCCCGAUGGAAGGCACAUUGCCUCAGGCUCAUUCGAUUCGAUGGUGAGAAUUUGGGACUUGGACGACGUCGAAACCGUGACUACUUGUGAGGGACAUAGCGACGUGGUGUGGACCGUCGCAUUCUCUCCGGAUGGUAAAUCCGUUGCAUCAGGCUCAGGCGACGGCAAGAUCCGAAUAUGGGAUGUGGGAACGGGGGGGCAGUCUGGCGAGCCAUUCUCGGGGCACGCUGAGUGGGUCAGGUCCGUCAUGUUUUCCUCAGACGGGCGACACCUUCUCUCCGGCUCGAAUGACAACGAGCUUCGGAUCUGGGACGUGGCAACGGGCGAAACAGUUGGAGAAGUGUUUUCGGGUCAUGAGAUGAGAGUCUACUCUGCUGCAUUCUCUCCCGAUGACAGGUGGAUCGUGUCAAGCUCUCGCGACUACUCAGUGCGCAUCUGGGAUGUUGAGACGAGAAGAUUGAUAGGGAGUCCGCGCAUGGGGCAGCUCAGAGACGGAGGUCGACCAGAAAGCAAUUCCGUCAGGUCCGUUGCGUUUUCUCCGGAUGGCAAGCUCAUAGUAUCUGCAUAUGGCAUUACGGUGAGACUGUGGUCAGUGGCAGUGGCGGCAGAGGGCCAAGAUGUGGCGGUGGAGAGCUUGGCGUCGUUCAACGGCCAUACUGGCCCGGUGAAUUGUGUGGGCUUCUCGCAGGAUGGACAGCGCAUCGUCUCGGCCUCAGACGAUCAUACGAUCCGGAUGUGGGAUGUGGCGACGAGACGACAGCUGGGAAGGCCGUUUACUGGGCACGCCGAGGGUGUAUCGUCGGUCGCGCUGUCUCCGGAUGGUAGACGCAUAGUGUCCGGCUCGAAAGAUAACACGGUCCGGUUGUGGGAUGUGCCAGAGUUCCCACGGCCGGCACCGCCGAGGCAGAGACGGCAGCGCGAAGAAAGCAGGGCCCUCUUAGCGCACGCGGAGGAUGGGUCAGAUCUGGAGGCGUGA